AUGACUCCUUAUACUGCUAAAUGGGGCAUCUUGGCUACCGGUGGCAUCGCUGAGUGCUUCACUAAAGACAUUCUUACAGACCCGGCCGCUCGCGAUGUCAACGAUGUACAGCAUGAGAUUGUCGCUGUUGCCUCAUCCAGCUCCGUCGAUCGCGCACGCGACUUUAUCAAGAAGAUUGACGGCCCCUCAUCAGCGGCGGUCUACGGCUCCUACGCUGAGCUAGUCGCCGACCCAAGCGUUGACAUCAUCUAUGUUGCUACACCUCACAGCCACCACUUCCAGAAUGCUAUGCUGGCCCUCGAAGCCGGCAAGAAUGUUCUUUGUGAAAAGGCACUCACCGUUACUGCUGCACAGACCCAGAAGCUGUAUGAGGUCGCCAAGUCCAAGAACCUCUUCUUUAUGGAGGCUGUCUGGACACGAUACUUCCCUCUCAGUAUCAAGAUUCGAGAGUUGAUCCAGUCUGGUACCAUUGGUACUGUUUAUCGUACAUUCGCCGACCUCUCGUUCAACAAGAAUACUGAUAGCCAGGAUCUUGACUUUCCUGAUUCCAACCGCAUGGUCAAUCCUGAUCUUGCAGGUGGUGCUUUACUCGAUCUCGGCAUCUACUCCUUGACCUGGGUCUUCCAAUCUCUCUAUCAUGUCCAGCCCGAGACCGAAAAGGAGGCUCCAAAGGUUGUAGCCUCCAUCAACAAGUAUCGCACAGGUGCCGACGAGUCCACGAGUAUCAUCUGUCAGUUCCCUAAGCACAACUCUGUUGGUAUUGCGACUACCUCACUGCGCAUCGCUACCGACGUCGAUGGUCUUUACACUGGUGGCCCCGCGAUCCGUAUUCAGGGCUCCAAGGGUGAAAUCCAGGUUACUGGCCCUGCAUUCCGGCCGACCGAGUACAAAGUGAUCAAGUCGGACGCCAAUGGCAAGGUGGAAGUAGUGAACUGCCCAAUUCCUACAGAUCCUAAGCGCAACAACUGGGGCCACGGUAUGUUCUGGGAGGCGGAUGAGUGUGCACGUUGCCUACGGGAUGGUAAAAAGGAGAGUGCUUCGAUGCCUUGGUCAGAGAGUAUAGUCAUCAUGGAGGUCAUGGACAGCGCACUCAAGCAGGGCGGCGUUUCCUACCCCGAUCUCAUCACCACUGAUGUCUUCGACCCCAACAGUCCUCUCAAUACUGGCAAAAAAUGA
Molecule: messenger RNA, 1176 nt
Organism: Fusarium musae
Lineage: Eukaryota; Fungi; Ascomycota; Sordariomycetes; Hypocreales; Nectriaceae
Gene: XYD1
Product: D-xylose 1-dehydrogenase (NADP(+))
Exons: 3
Coding region: 1-1176 (391 amino acids)
Molecular function (GO): nucleotide binding
Source: RefSeq, a predicted model, not a curated record